AAAUCACAAAAAUGUCGCCGACGAAGAGUUGAAAGAAGAAAAGAGUAAACAUGGCGGCCAACGGCAUGAGAAGAGCUCUUCAGGUAUCGUCAUCUUCGGCGAAGAUACUCUUCGGUCGUUCAUCAGCGGCAUCUUCUAGUUCUAAGAUCGGAAAAUCCGCCGGAAUUGCUUUCGGGAAUGGAUCAUCUUCUUCUUCUUCUUCUUCAUCUCGUCCCUCACUACGUAGACUCACAUUCUCAAGCAGGGUACCUGUGGAACUGAGUGCAGGGGUUUCACUUGUACCUUUACAUAGUGUUACUGCUUCUGCUUUGCUCACUUCGUUGCUAUCUCUCAGCAAUCAAAACUGGAGUUGCUUAUCUGAAGGAUUUGCUUCAACACUAUAACAUGGCCUGCAAGUGUUUUGAUUCCAGGUGUUAGAUUCAAACAAACUUGUUUCAUUUCAUCGCGGGGUAUUUUGCAGUUUGUUUUCUGAGAGGUUUGAAGAUAUAAAAAAGUACCGGAAAGAAUGACAGACCCUUGUUUUCUUCUAAGGCCUACUUAGUUCUUUUUUUGUUUAUACAAUUAUCAUCUUCAGUUGAUGAGUCACUUGUGCCUGGAAAUAAACUAGUCAUUUUGCUAAAGUUGUUCGUGUUCCCUUACCAAAACCAAUUAAGACAUUAUCAUAGCGACCAAAAAGUGACUGAAACAGUUCGACUUUCUUGUAAUUUUGUAGUCCCAAUCAUACUUUGCUUAUCUGUUA
Messenger RNA from Camelina sativa (false flax), 739 nucleotides. RefSeq lists its product as uncharacterized. The record is from RefSeq and is a predicted model, not a curated record. Gene Ontology annotation, cellular component: mitochondrion. NCBI's taxonomy places the organism in Eukaryota, Viridiplantae, Streptophyta, Magnoliopsida, Brassicales, Brassicaceae.